Messenger RNA from Bombyx mandarina (wild silkworm), 1118 nucleotides. RefSeq names its product RAS oncogene family member Rab26 (gene Rab26). The record is from RefSeq and is a predicted model, not a curated record. NCBI's taxonomy places the organism in Eukaryota, Metazoa, Arthropoda, Insecta, Lepidoptera, Bombycidae. Gene Ontology annotation, molecular function: GTP binding; GTPase activity.
CACGAGCGCAUGCAAUUUUGGGCCUUACAGCACACUCGCUCCCAAUAUGCCCUACCGAUCCGAAAUAUAACCUCAAAUUCUUAGUUUUUAACCCGAUCUCUGUUCGAAUCUAAUAUUAGAAUAAAAGAGUGGCCUAUUAAGUGUCAACUGUUAUAUAGUCACGUGUACAAGUGUGCGUUUAUCUGUGUUCGUUCCGAGGAUGUGGCAUGUAAGCAACGGGCUGUCAAUUUGUUUAUGAGUGUUGUGAUUAUACGUGAGUAAAUGAGUGCGUGCCUCGACAGAAGAUGAGCCAAAUGGGAACGGACGACAGCAUGAGUGAUGAUGUUUUUGAAGACGAGACUCUUCGAGCCCCCAAAGUUCGAAGCACUCCGUCUCCGACCGGGUACAGGGACUACCAUCCUCCCGCAGAAACUCCCAUGCGGUAUCACGCCGAGGAAGACGUGCCAAUUCACAAGACAAUCUUGCUGGGCGACAGCGGUGUCGGGAAAACAUCUUUAUUGGUACAAUUCGAAACUGGGAAAUUCCAGGCUGGGAAUUUCUCAGCCACCGUGGGUAUCGGAUUCACGAACAAGGUAGUCACAGUUGACGGAAUCAAGGUGAAGUUGCAGAUUUGGGACACCGCCGGCCAAGAGCGCUUUCGUAGCGUCACGCAUGCUUAUUACAGGGACGCACACGCGUUGCUGCUGCUCUAUGAUGUGACGAACAAGACGAGUUUCGACAACAUCCGAGCGUGGCUCGGAGAGAUUCGGGAGUACGCACAGGACGACGUGGUCAUAAUGCUAUUAGGUAACAAAUCCGAUAGCGGCCUAGAGAGGGCGGUGAAGCGGGAGGAGGGGCAGCGCUUGGCGAGAGAGUACCAAGUCGCCUUUAUGGAGACAUCAGCCAAAACCGGACUGAAUGUCGAAGCUGCCUUCGCCCACGUGGCGCGAUCGCUCGUCGCCAAAGCGAACCCCGUCGAUCCGUCGAGGCUGGCGGUGCGCGCGCAGCCAUCACAAGAACAACGGUCAUCGUGUCCGCCAUGUACAUAAGUUUAUUCUAGAAAAAACUUGAGAGGUGUCAAGGGACACCCGGAUGGAACGAAGUUCCUUUCGAUUAAUUAGUGAAGGAAUUGUAAUAAA